Molecule: messenger RNA, 3590 nt
Organism: Oryza sativa Japonica Group (Japanese rice)
Lineage: Eukaryota; Viridiplantae; Streptophyta; Magnoliopsida; Poales; Poaceae
Source: RefSeq, a predicted model, not a curated record
CCCCCCCGGCUUCACCGCGACCGCUGGGACUGCUGUCCCAGCUCCAAAUCCUUGCUAGGUCAGGACCGGAUCUGUAGCGAGCGGUCGCGCGGGCAUGGUUUCCCCCUUCGUGCCUUGCCUGUGACCGCGGUCCGCCGAAUCCCAGCUCUGGCCGUCCAUCGGCCACUCGCCUGGACUGGAUGGUGCGACGGCGCUCUCCAGGGAUCAACGCCCCUCGCGGAACCGCAGAUUGUUUGCUUGGUCUGCUACUUGAGUUCUUAGUUCCUUUUCAUUUGUUGCGAUGCUGGUCCAUGCACACCAACUGCUCGAUGCAUUGCCCAAAUAGGACAUAGGUAAGAGCUUCCUGAGGUACACAGCAUAAGACCAAGCAUUUUGCAUCCGUUGCAUACAACUCGUAGCCAGGAUUUCCUCGGAUUGGACUACACCCAAUCAGCUGGUUUACUGCAUGAUACAAACUAUGGAGACAGCGUCAUCAUUGGAAUUAUCGAUUCAGGUAACUACACUUCCUCAUGUUUGAUAUGUAUUCCAUCAGGUUCUAUACACUAGCUAAAUACAUUUUAACAGUAACACACUGUUCCUGCCUGGGUACAUAUCAUUAUGGAAGUGAAUGUCAAAUCAAAUAUGAAAUAUGUAAGACUGAUCCAUUUGUAAAGAAAGUACCUGCAUUUCAACAUAUGCAUAUGGCUGACGCAAAAUUAUUUCAAUUAUCCAGUGCUCCCUCUGUGCACUUUUGUAGGGAGCAUUUUGAUUUGGCAUGGUCUAAAUAUCUAGAAAGAAAUUUAACUUAGAAAUCUAUUAGUAUAAGUUUUGUGCACUAUAAACUUGUAUUAUUUGUUAUUCGUCAAAACUUAUGGUGUUUGAAUUAAUUAAAUACAUACUAUUGGGUUGCAUGCACCGACCAUUUCAACCCAAAAGCUUAAGCUGAUGAGGAAAAGUGGGCAAUUCACUUUAUAUUCUAACACUCCCCCUAACGCGAGGCCCCCUCAAGCCUCUAACGUGGAAUAAGAAGUGGGCAGCAAUUUUUAUUUAAUUGCGUGCUAGCCAAGAUUCGAACUCGAGACCUCUGGCUCUUAUACCAUAUUGAAUUACAUGCACCGACCAUUUCAACCCAAAAGCUUAAGCUGAUGAGGAAAAGUGAGCAAUUCACUUUAUAUUCCAACACAUACAUGCCUUGUAUAAGUGGAUAGAUGGAGUAUUGAUACUUUUAUACCACUUUUCACAUGUGGUUUAUAACACUGGUGAGUCAAUUUAUAUCACUAGAACUUUAUUAUGUGUAUUGUGUUCAAAUUUAAUUUCAUUCUUGAUUUUUUUUCCUAAAAGCUACAUAUUGGUAUUGUAUUUCAAACAUUUUGUUUAUAAACAACGAUGUGAAAUCCAAAAAUCCAAAAUGGCUGUAUUUGUAACUUGAGGAAACUGCUAGGCUGCACAUCCAAGGGGGUUAAAAUUUUGGCAGAUAUAUAAUCACAAUGAAGGUUAUUCCUGUUAUUGUCCCCUAUAUAUGUCAGGUAUCUGGCCGGAGUCUCCAAGCUUCAAAGAUGAUGGUCUAGGUCCUUUGCCUUCCAAGUGGAAGGGCAAAUGUCUAGCCGGCCAAGCAUUUGGUUCUAACCAAUGCAACCGAAAGAUAAUUGGGGCUCGAUGGUAUGACAAACAUUUGAAUCCAGACAAUCUUAAAGGUCAGUACAAGUCAGCUAGGGAUGCUGAUGGACAUGGGACACACGUCGCGUCCACAGCGGCUGGUGUUCUGGUGCCAAACGUUAGCUUCCAUGGGCUAGCUGUUGGGUAUGCCAGAGGUGCUGCACCACGUGCACGUCUUGCAGUUUACAAGGCGUGCUGGGGAUCGCCGCCAAGCUGUGAUACUGCGGCCGUCUUGCAAGCGUUUGACGAUGCCAUACAUGAUGGUGUCGAUGUGCUGUCCCUUUCUAUUGGUGCACCGGGCCUUGAGUAUCCUGCUAGCCUCCAGGCUGUCAAGAAUGGCAUAUCAGUCAUCUUUUCUGCAGGGAAUGAAGGUCCUGCACCCAGGACUGUUAAGAAUGCAUCCCCCUGGGCCAUGUCGGUAGCAUCGGCCACAAUAGACCGUGCUUUCCCCACUGUUAUCACACUUUCCGACAGCACCAGUAGCUUUGUGGGUCAAUCUUUGUUCUAUGAUACAGAUGAUAAGAUUGACAACUGGUAUGAAGUCUAUCAGUCUAGCUGCCUUUUUGGGACUCCGGAAACGUCAAAUGUAACUCUUGCUGUGGGGAAGAUUGUGCUUUGCAACAGUCCUAACUCUGUGAGCCUAAUUUCACCAACAAUUCAACCGGUUUGGAACAUUUUGCUUGCUGUAAAUGCUUUGAAGGAGGCUGGAGCAAAGGGAAUUAUUUUUGCCGCAUAUGCUUUUGAUAUAUUGGACGUUGUUGAAAGUUGUGGCAGCAUGCCUUGUGUUUUGGUGGACUUUGAAGUUGCACAACAGAUAAAACAAUCUGCUGAUGAAAACACCGCACUGGUAGUUAAGGUGGCUGCAGCUCAGACUUGGAUUGGAGGUGAAGUGCUCGCUCCGAAAAUCUCAGCCUUCUCCUCCAGAGGACCUAGCCCACUUUAUCCAGAAUUCCUCAAGCCUGACAUUGCGGCGCCAGGAUCUAACAUCUUGGCAGCAGUCCAAGACUCAUACAAGUUCAUGUCGGGAACUUCGAUGGCAUGCCCACAUGUGUCAGGUGUAGUUGCAUUGCUCAAAGCAUUGCAUCCGGAUUGGUCUCCUGCUAUUAUCAAAUCAGCACUGGUGACUACAGCCAGCAACGAAAAAUAUGGUGUCCCAAUAUUAGCUGAUGGGCUUCCCCAAAAGAUAGCAGAUCCAUUUGACUAUGGUGGUGGCUUCAUUGAUCCAAACAGAGCCGUUGAUCCUGGCCUAGCAUAUGAUGUUGACCCAAACGACUACACCUUACUCCUUGAUUGUAUUUCUGCUGCCAACUCAAGCUGUGAGUUUGAACCCAUAAAUAUGAACCUUCCAUCAAUUGCAAUUCCUAAUCUAAAAGAACCAACAACUGUGCUGAGAACAGUAACAAAUGUUGGCCAAGCUGAUGCAGUUUACAAGGCUGUUGUGAAAUCACCUCCCGGUAUGAAGAUAUCAGUGGAGCCAUCUGUUCUACAAUUCAGCCAGAGCAAAAAGAAGCAGAGCUUUAAGGUCAUUUUCAGCAUGACCCGCAAAUUUCAAGGGGGCUACCUAUUUGGGAGCCUAGCAUGGUAUGAUGGAGGCACUCACUAUGUCAGGAUUCCAAUUGCGGUUCGACCAAUAGUAUCCGAUAAUUAUGCAGAUCUCUGAAGAAGCAUAGAACUACAGAAUGUUCAUACUUCAAAAGGUUCUGUGGAGCAGGCCUCAUCCUAUAUUAUCCCCUCAAAGUUGAGUUUGUCAGCCUCACCAAAACUGUUGUACUACUUUACAUGUUUUGUUUUUCUGUCUGUAAUUUGUGAUUUCACUACACUAUAUGAUACCUCCUAUCAUAUGGACAGAGGUCCGAAAAAAUAAUGGAAUAAACGAGGGAUAUACCUGUGUGUACUCGUUAACCCCGCUAAAAGAGAUGGAGGGCAUUGGCUCCUCUCACAUUGGUAUUUGGUCA